Scutellospora calospora is the source of this 154-nucleotide messenger RNA. Lineage: Eukaryota; Fungi; Glomeromycota; Glomeromycetes; Diversisporales; Gigasporaceae. The record is from the annotation of a GenBank genome assembly.
AUGGAAAUCAAAAAUAAUAGUGUGAAUGAUAAUACGAUUUAUACUAGCAAGUUUAUUAAUCAUAUUAACCAACAAUCGGCUAAACACAUAGCAAUUAAAUUUACUUCUGAUAACAAUCUAUGUAUCAAUGAUAUUGAAAAAGAACUAAAUCUCA